AUGGGUGGGCCUUCAAAUGCUGUUUCUGAAGUCGACUCUGCACCAGUCGCACCUACACCACCCAUGGGUUAUGAAAACCCAAUUCCAUCUUGCCCAGAUGCAGCUGGGUACAACCCGUUUGAGCAGCAAGCUUAUUCGGGUUAUAACUACAACAAUGCACCUGCCGUCAACCCAUACGUCGAGGCUGCAAACUUCGAUGCUCUCUACCCCUCGCCCUUUCCACCUGCGUACCCAACUGGUUACCCUGCAUAUGGGUAUCAAUACCCACCACCUCCACAACCUCAGCAGAAGCAGCAGCCACCUCAACCUCAGAUUCAACCACCACAGCAGCAAGAAAUACUCCAAAGGUUGCAUGAGGUGGAACAAAGGGUAGAGCAAGAGCAAAGAAGUCGCCGCGGUCUUCUAAAGGGUUUGGAAAACCUCAUUAAGGGGAAAAAGAAGAGGGAUUAUUAG
Molecule: messenger RNA, 453 nt
Organism: Helianthus annuus (common sunflower)
Lineage: Eukaryota; Viridiplantae; Streptophyta; Magnoliopsida; Asterales; Asteraceae
Product: alpha/beta-gliadin clone PW1215-like
Exons: 1
Coding region: 1-453 (150 amino acids)
Source: RefSeq, a predicted model, not a curated record